AUGCUGAACGCUUGGCUAAUAAUCUGGAACGUAGAGGCGAAAGAUGCUGGGAGAUACCAAGUGACGGUCAAAUCCAACAACUUGAAAGAUGCAUGUAGCUUUGUGGAACUGAUAGUGACGGAAGCUUUCAUCCCAAAGUGCAUUGCAGAUAAAAAAUACCCCCUGGUGGCCACUCUUGUGGUCACGAUUCUGCUCAUUGUCAUCAUCGCCUUGGCUGCUCGGAAACCACAGCUUUGUUCACCGUGUCCUCCUGUUGCUGACGGCGCCUGCCCAGACCGCUGGAUUGGGUACCAUGGAAAAUGCUACUAUAAAUCCGAAGAUGAAGGGAAUUGGAGUACCAGUGAAACAACAUGUUCCUCAUUCAAUGCUACCUUGGCAUUGAUUGAUUCGCAGCGGGACCUGAGUUUUUUGGUGAACUUGACUCGCCCUGUUCAUCACUGGAUUGGCCUCUCGAGGCAAACAGGCCAGGAGGCAUGGAAAUGGCAGAAUGGCACAGAAUUUACACACCAGUUUCUUGUACGAGGAGACAACAGGUGCGCAUACCUAGACGACACUGGGGUCAGUAGCACCAGGUGCUCCCAAGAGAAAAACUUCCUCUGCAGCCAGCCAGAUGCCUGUUCCAGGAAGAGAAAGCCAAACCUUGCCAGAAAGGAUACGUGACCUGCUUGGCGUGGAAGACGGCCCAA
Molecule: messenger RNA, 686 nt
Organism: Euleptes europaea (tarantolino)
Lineage: Eukaryota; Metazoa; Chordata; Lepidosauria; Squamata; Sphaerodactylidae
Product: C-type lectin domain family 2 member D-like
Exons: 5
Coding region: 1-660 (219 amino acids)
Source: RefSeq, a predicted model, not a curated record